GUAGAAUCCACCGUCUCCAUCUUCGACACCCACCUCCCCCACCACCGUGGCGUCAAUAUGUUAUUGGCUCAGAGUGGGAAAAAGAAUGCACGCCGCGUCAAUGCUCGCGUUUUCUCGCUGCCGGCCAUUCCACCCUCCUCGCCCUGUUAUCGUCUCGCGCAACUUCGGGGCACGGGUUAAAGAGAUGGAGCUUCGAGGAAGCUUCCGCCUCUCCUUCCUCGCCGCCCCCUCCCUCCUUCCUCCUCCAUCCGCUUUGUUUAAUGUGUACCAGAAGUCGGAACAAAGUCAAAAGCUUGCUCCCCUCUGCUUUUCGCGGGGAUAUAUACAAUUGCACGCACGCAUCCAAACCAAAGCGGUGGUGGAGAGGUGUGGUGGCUUUCUGAAAAAGUGUAUCAGGAAUCGCGGCAUAUGGAGCACACAAGGCUUCCUCUCACCGACGAUCCUCCUCCUUCCUCCAUGGACGUCUUCGGUGACGACGACGACAACGACUCCUCCUCCGCUCCCUCAUGGCGUCUCCGCCUCACCGAGUUCCGCCUCCCUCCCCGCGACCCCCACGAGCCCCACUCUCGCUUCUCCUGCCGCCGCCUAUUCUCUGCUCCGAGGAAACAGCGCAAGCUAGCAGAAUAUUACAAGAAACAGGAAAGCCUCUUUGAAGGGUACAAUGAGAUGGAAUCCAUGACUGAGUCAGAGGGUUUUCCUGGAAGCCUCACUGAGGAUGAAAUGAAGCAGCUCGUAAAGAGUGAAAGAUUUGCAAUCCAUAUUUCGAACUUAGCAAAUAUUGUGCUUUUCAUAGCAAAGGUCUACGCUUCUGUUGAGAGCAGAUCACUGGCGGUUAUCGCAUCAACCUUGGAUUCUUUCUUAGAUCUACUAUCGGGUUUUAUUUUGUGGUUCACGGCAAAUUCAAUGAGGAACCCAAACCAUUAUCGUUACCCCAUUGGUAAGAGGCGGAUGCAACCAGUGGGUAUUAUUGUAUUUGCUUCAGUAAUGGCAACUCUUGGCUUGCAAAUACUGUUGGAGUCUUUUCGAGAUCUUCUCUCCAAGUCACACUCAAAGACUGAUCGUGGGAAGGAGAAGUGGAUAAUUGGGAUUAUGGUUUCUGUUACAGCGGUGAAGUUUGCCUUGAUGGUCUAUUGUCGAAGAUUCAAGAAUGAAAUUGUCAGAGCCUAUGCUCAAGAUCAUUUUUUUGAUGUUAUAACUAAUUCUGUCGGUCUGGUGGCGGUUGUCCUAUCUAUCCGCUACUAUUGGUGGAUAGAUCCAGUUGGAGCUAUAAUAAUAGCAUUAUAUACCAUAACCACGUGGGCAAGAACGGUGAUUGAGAAUGUACGGUCGCUUAUUGGAAGAACGGCCCCCCCUGAAUUUAUAGCAAAGUUAACAUAUCUCAUUUGGAACCACCAUGAAGAGAUCAAGCACAUUGACACGGUGAGAGCUUACACUUUUGGUUCACAUUACUUCGUGGAGGUGGACAUAGUGUUGCCUCAAGACAUGCUCUUGAACCAAGCCCACAAUAUCGGGGAAAAACUUCAGGAGAAGCUGGAGCAAUUGCCUGAAGUUGAGCGAGCUUUCGUCCAUAUUGAUUUUGAGUUUAGUCACAGGCCUGAGCACAAGAAUAAAGUAUGAGCUAGAUGAUCAUAGCUGACCAUUUAGAGGUAGACGACCAUAUCUGAGCGUUGGGAGGAGAAGCCCAUUCAAAAGCAUUUUAUACCGACUGACAUGUGCUGUAAGAUUAAUUUUUGGCUAAAAUAAUGUUAUUAUUAGUAGAGCUACUUUGGAAAAAAUGCGCCCCCUUUGAAUGGAAUUGUAAUAAUGAGGAGAAGAUCCUUUUCCCAGUGGACGAUGCCAUUUUUAAGUGAAAUGAAACCGCUAUGUUUGGUGGCC
Messenger RNA from Eucalyptus grandis, 1875 nucleotides. RefSeq names its product metal tolerance protein 9. Gene Ontology annotation, cellular component: membrane. Gene Ontology annotation, biological process: monoatomic cation transport; transmembrane transport. Gene Ontology annotation, molecular function: monoatomic cation transmembrane transporter activity. The record is from RefSeq and is a predicted model, not a curated record. Bases 409 to 1617 code for a protein of 402 amino acids. Lineage: Eukaryota; Viridiplantae; Streptophyta; Magnoliopsida; Myrtales; Myrtaceae. The transcript is spliced from 6 exons.